CAUGUACGGCAAACAAUCGGUUCGAGAUUUGCCCUUUUCUCUUCCUUAUCCCGUUUAUAUGAUCGGAGAGGAACUGCGCUUCAGGUUGGAAGCGGUGCGAUCAUGGCCGAGCGAGUCCAGCAGCCCCCAGCCAAGCGGCUCUGCUGCCGGCCCGGAUACAACCCGGUAUGCAGGCAGGGGCAGCGGGCUGGAGGAGUCCCGUGCGGCUCCGCUCCGGGAGCGUCCGGGAACGGGAAAACGCACAACCCCGAGUCGCUGCUCGAUAUCGCGGCGCGGAGAGUGGCGGAAAAGUGGCCGUUCCAGCGGGUGGAGGAGCGCUUCGAGCGGAUCCCGGAGCCUGUCCAGCGCAGGAUCGUUUACUGGUCAUUCCCGAGGAGUGAGAAGGAGAUCUGUAUGUACUCUUCUUUCAACGCCGGAGGAGAGGAAAGUGGAUCUAGCGGGGACAAUAAUGACGAGACCCAGCUGCCUUUUCUGCGGGGUGUCACUCUGCUGGAGGGCGGCUGGGUGGACAACGUAUUGCAAGUCGGCUUCCACCUGAGCGGCACGGUGACGGACCCCGCCACGCCUUCAUCCCCGGAGCUCGUCUGCAGCGUCAGUGUCAGCUUUGACCGCUGCAAGAUCACCGCCGUAACGUGCACAUGCGGUAACAAGGACAUCUUCUACUGCGCCCAUGUGGUGGCGCUGUCGCUUUACAGGGUACGCAAGCCUGAGCAGGUCAAGCUGCACCUGCCCAUCUCGGAAACCCUGUUCCAGAUGAGCAGAGACCAGCUGCAGAAGUUUGUCCAGUACCUGAUAUCGGUCCACCACACUGAGGUGUUGCCCACAGCACAGAAACUGGCUGAUGAGAUCCUGUCCCAGAACUCGGAGAUCAACCAGGUCCAUGGGGCCCCGGACCCUACAGCGGGAGCCAGCGUGGACGACGAGAACUGCUGGCACCUGGACGAGGAGCAGGUUCAGGAGCAAGUCAAGCUUUUCCUGUCCCAGGGAGGCUACCACGGCUCAGGAAAGCAACUCAACCUCCUCUUUAGCAAGGUGAGGGAGAUGCUGAAGAUGCGUGACUCCAACGGAGCGAGGAUGUUAACACUGAUCACGGAGCAGUUCAUGGCCGACCCUCGGCUGGCGCUGUGGAGACAGCAGGGCACCACCAUGACCGACAAGUACAGACAGCUCUGGGAUGAGCUUGGUGCCCUGUGGAUGUGCAUUGUGCUGAACCCCCACUGCAAACCGGAGCAGAAGUCGUCGUGGCUGCGGCAGCUGCGGCGAUGGAACAGCGUGGACGUCUGCCCCUGGGAGGACGGCAACCACAUCAACGAGCUGCCCAAUCUUACCCAUUCCCUGCCCCAGGGCGCCCACGGUAAUCAAGAGAUGCGCCCCCACAGGACUGUUUUCACGCGAGCCAUCGAGGCCUGCGACCUGCACUGGCAGGACCGACACCUCCAGCACAUCAUCGCCAGUGACCUCUAUGCCAACUACUGUUACCAUGACAACCAGGAGGGCUCCCUCUUUGACUCACGCGGCUGGCCUUUGUGGCAUGAACACGUCCCUACGGCCUGCGCACGGGUUGACGCCCUGCGAUCACACGGUUACCCUAGAGAAGCCCUCCGUCUGGCCAUCGCUGUGGUGAACACGCUACGGAGGCAGCAGCAGAGGCAGCUGGAGCAUUUUCGGCGACACAAAAAAGAUUUGCUCCUUAAAGGUCAUACAUCCAUAACCAACAUGGAGGGCUGGGUGGGACACCCUCUGGACCCUAUUGGUACCCUGUUCAGCACCCUGACAGAGUCAGGAAGAGCGGGUGAAGAAGGCUCCAACACCUGCUUAGACCUCUCAGACUGCUCCAGCAUUGUGAGCCGAGCAGAACUUCAGCGGAUGCCUGUGCAGCGACUGCUGGGGGACGGUGAGUCGUACAUGGCGCUGGCGGUUGAGACGGCUCUGAUCGGCCUGGGCCAGCAGCGAGUGAUGCCGGACGGGCUGUAUGCUCAGGAAAAGGUGUGUCGCAAUGAGGAGCAGCUGUUGGCCAAGCUGCAGGAAGUGGAACUGGACGACUCCCUGGUCAAAAUCUUCCGUAAACAGGCCGUUAUUCUGCUGGAGGCUGGUCCCUACUCUGGCCUCGGAGAGAUCGUCCACCGAGAGAGCGUCCCCAUGCACACCUUCGCUCGCUAUCUCUUCACCUCUCUGCUACCUCACGACGCUGAACUGGCGUACAAAAUUGCACUGAGAGCCAUGCGGUUGCCUGUGUUGGAGUCCACGGCAUCAUCUGGUGACCUCUCACGACCUCACCACAUUGUGUCUGUAGUUCCAAACCGCUACCCGCGCUGGUUCACGCUGAGCCACAUAGAGUCUCAGCAGUGUGAGCUGGCCUCCACCAUGCUCACUGCGGCUAAAGGUGACAGUCGCAGAUUAGAGACAGUCUUGGAGUCCAUCCAGAAAAACAUUCACUCCUCGUCUCACAUCUUCAAACUGGCACAGGACGCCUUUAAGAUCGCCACUCUCAUGGACAGCCUGCCGGACAUCACUCUUCUCAAAGUUUCUCUGGAGCUUGGCCUGCAGGUCAUGAGAAUAACUCUGUCCACAUUAAACUGGAGGAGGAGAGAGAUGGUUCGCUGGUUAGUCACAUGUGCCACUGAAGUUGGUGUGUAUGCACUGGACAGCAUCAUGCAGAGCUGGUUCACCCUCUUCACCCCCACAGAAGCCACCAGUAUCGUGGCCACCACCGUUAUGUCCAACAGCACCAUAGUUCGCCUGCACCUGGACUGCCACCAGCAGGAGAACCUGGCCUCCUCCGCCCGCACGCUCGCCCUGCAGUGCGCUAUGAAGGACCCUCAGAACUGCGCCCUCUCUGCUCUCACGCUCUGCGAAAAGGACCACAUUGCCUUCGAGACAGCUUACCAGAUUGUACUGGACGCUGCAGCAACGGGAAUGAGCUACACGCAGCUGUUCACCAUUGCACGCUACAUGGAACACCGUGGCUACCCGAUGCGGGCGUACAAGCUCGCGACGUUAGCCAUGGCUCACCUGAACCUCAGCUACAACCAGGACACACACCCCGCCAUUAAUGACGUCCUGUGGGCCUGCGCACUCAGUCACUCGCUGGGCAAGAACGAACUGGCCGCCGUCAUCCCCUUGGUGGUUAAAAGCGUUAAGUGCGCCACCGUGCUGUCUGACAUUUUGCGGCGGUGCACACUGACCACCCCCGGGAUGGUGUCGGCGCUGCACAGCCGCAGGAACUCUGGGAAGCUGAUGUCUUUGGACAAAGCGCCGCUCAGGCAGCUGUUGGACGCUACCAUUGGGGCCUACAUCAACACCACGCACUCGAGGCUCACGCACAUCAGCCCGCGGCACUACAGCGAGUUCAUCGAGUUCCUGGGGAAGGCCAGGGAGACUUUUAUGAUGGCUCACGACGGACACAUCCAGUUCACCCAGUUCAUAGACAACCUGAAACAGAUUUACAAGGGCAAAAAGAAACUGAUGAUGUUAGUGCGGGAGCGAUUCGGCUGAGGGCGAGGCUCCUCUUCCACUCUAGUACUUUUCUAUUAACUUGAGUCUGCCUUUUGAACUUUUUUUGGACUAAUGGACAGGUAAGAGGGAUGUGACUUGUAGAAUGAAGCAAAACCAGAACGGAAAAGAGGAGAAAAAAAUCCAGAGCCACAUGCGGUAUUAUUGUUCUUGCUGUUGUUAUUGUUAUAAACAUUAUUGCUAUUAUUAUUAUUAUUAUUACUAUGAUUAAUAUUAUUACUACUAUGUGUACAGAAGCAUUUUUAUUUUUAAGAAGAGAGGAAAUUUGUCACAUUGUGAAUGUUGUGCGUACUUCUCUACAUGUGUGCGAGAUGAAAAUGAAACGUGAAAUGGCUUUUUUUUGUUUGUUUUCUAUAUUUUUAUUAUUUUUUUUUCAAACAUUCCCCCCCCCCCACUAUCAAUGUAUGUUGAGUUUUACUUUAAUGAGUGGCUGAAGCCUUUGUACAAUAACGCUCAUGUUUAAAAAAAAAAAAAAAAAAAAAAAGAAGAAAAAAAAAAGACCCAUUUCAACGUCUCUGUAUCCUCAAAGAGAAACUAAGG
Cyprinodon tularosa is the source of this 4053-nucleotide messenger RNA. RefSeq names its product zinc finger SWIM domain-containing protein 6-like. Lineage: Eukaryota; Metazoa; Chordata; Actinopteri; Cyprinodontiformes; Cyprinodontidae. Bases 103 to 3495 code for a protein of 1130 amino acids. Gene Ontology annotation, cellular component: Cul2-RING ubiquitin ligase complex. Gene Ontology annotation, molecular function: zinc ion binding. The transcript is spliced from 14 exons. The record is from RefSeq and is a predicted model, not a curated record.